Messenger RNA from Penicillium lagena, 870 nucleotides. RefSeq names its product carbon-nitrogen hydrolase family protein. The transcript has 2 exons. Bases 1 to 870 code for a protein of 289 amino acids. Gene Ontology annotation, molecular function: hydrolase activity, acting on carbon-nitrogen (but not peptide) bonds, in linear amides. The record is from RefSeq and is a predicted model, not a curated record. Lineage: Eukaryota; Fungi; Ascomycota; Eurotiomycetes; Eurotiales; Aspergillaceae.
AUGCACAAGAUUGCGGUUAUUCAAAUGCACCCCAAGUCUCAUGAACUGGAACAAAAUCAUUCUCGCGCAGCGGCUUUCAUUCGAGAAGCUGCCACGGCCGGAGCGAACCUUGCCGUUCUUCCAGAGUACCAUCUACGGGACUUCGAUCCGGAUGAUGAGAACUUCAGGAGGCAGUGUGCUCACUGGAAGAAGUAUCUGGAUGCCUAUUGUGCUUUGGCCAAGGAGUGUCGUAUCUGUGUUGUACCUGGCUCCUUUGCAGAGUUACAUCGCAACGAGGAAACCCAAGAAGACAGGCUUGUCAAUUGCUCCUAUUUCAUCGACCAUAAUGGCGCCAUCCUAGGCAGGUACGAAAAGAAGAAUCUGUGGCAUCCCGAAAGGCCAAUUGUCACCGGUUCAAGACACGACGCUCAUCCGUGUUUUGAUACUCCGUUGGGUAAGGUGGGAAUGCUGAUUUGCUGGGAUCUGGCAUUUCCGGAAGCGUUCAGAGAGCUGAUCGCUCAGGGUGCCAAGCUGAUCAUCAUUCCUGCGUUUUGGAAGUUGACAGACGCAUCCGAUAUUGGGAUGAAGAGAAACUCUCUUUCAGACCAAGUUUUUAUCGAUGCCACGGUCGUGAGUCGGGCGUUUGAGAACACUUGCGCAGUGGUUUUCUGUAAUGUUGCAGGGCCAGCUGCAGAAGGAUAUAUGGGUCACUCUCAGGUAGCCGUGCCAUUCUUGGGUUGCCUUGAAAAGUUUUCUACCCCGGAUGAGGGCAUGAAAAUUGUCGAAGUGGAUAUGGAUAUUGUUGAAGAAGCAGAAUCUGUGUAUAAGAUUCGAGAGGAUAUGGGGAAACAAAAUUGGCAUUAUAUGUAUCGUCAUACGAGGUCUCGUUAA